GCCAGUGUACGCCCAACACAACAUGUCAACAUGCUGUCAUAAUGUUCGGCUGCUAGUUACGCUUGUAUUGCUAUGCGGUUGGUUGCUUUAUCUUUAGAAUUCACAACAAAUUCAACACCUGGGAGAAUGACACCCCGAGGACGUACGGAGACGUGAUGGUAGGAAAGACAACUUGACAAGAUGGAGAAGGAGAGCAAAGUGACACCUGCUGAGCCAACUUUUCAUCCCAAGAGGAGAAACGAGUCGGCUGGGCAACGUAGCAGCUCACCUCUACAUGGGAUCUUUGCACACCAGCGCAAGCCAACAGGCAACCAGUCUGGUCUGUGCCCAAAGCGGAGUCCGUCAAACAUUAAUGGAGUGGUGACAGGAAAAGGAGGUGAUUUGCCCUGGAGGCAUAGACCGCAGUCAGAGGCGUCAACAAGGAGCAGUGACCUUCGCAUGCAAAGCUCAGCCAAUGCACAGAGGAGAGGUUGCAGAGACUCCAAAUCGGCCCCAACCUCGGCGUGGAGCUCAAAACCCGCUGAGGCUGACUUGGUCCGUUUUGAGGUGAAGAUAGCCGACUUUCCAGAGCUAGCCGCUGUCCCACUAAGUAGCGCCCACGCCCCGCUCGUUCACAAAGACCCUUGGGGGCCAAAUCUUUCAGCGGAGAGAUGUCAACCUCCCUCAAAGUCGGCAUCACCCGGAAUGACCAUCAGGAAAACAUCCCCAACUCUGCCUGACUCCCCCAAAAAAGAUCAUCGCAUCCCUGCCAGCUCCUCAAGUCAAGCGGGAGUGACGUCGUGGGCUAACGUUGCCUCUCAGCCUCCAAAAAAACCCUUCCAGAGAGAAAAUGCAGUCAGCAGCCAAGUGCCGACGGAGGACGCGGCUACGCAGCCAGAGGAGGGAACAGCAAGGAAGAAAAAGCGAAAGAAAAAGAAGAAAACAAAAGACAUAGGCGAAGGUAUCGAAGCUGAGCCGGAAGAUUCAAAACUUCCACAGGAGCCUCCUAGGUUCAAGGAUGAAGAGGAGUUUCCAGGUUUGGCUCCAGCUCAGAUUUGGACACCCAGCAAAAACACUGUUAAGGAGAACCAGCAAAAUGAAGCAAACCCUUCCACCAAAACACCGCCCACAGAUGCAGCAAAGAAAGCACAGGUUUGGGUUAUUAUCUUGCUCCUCACUUGUGUUGCCAGCUCAUUUUCGGUGACUAGAAAAUCUAUACUGCUUUUCAAGGUGUACACUGACUCCUCUAAAGUAUUUCCAGAUGCUGGACAUCUGUUUUGUCCUUUCAUUGAUACCCAGAAAGCUGAGAAGACCUCUGGGAAGAAGAGCAAAGCUCCCGUGCAGCUGGACAUCGGCAACAUGCUGUCCGUCCUUCAAAGCAAGCAAAAAUCUCAGAAGGCCAAGCAGAACGUCAUCUCAGUGGGUGGAGGUCUUCCUGUCAGCCACAAGCAAGCAACGCACCCCAAAAAGGCGCCCAGGGAGCAGGACAAAAUAGCCCACAACCCCCUGGACUCCACCAGCCCCUUGGUGAAGAAAGGCAAGCAGAGGGAGGUGCCCAAAGCCAAGAAGCCUACUGCUCUUAAGAAGGUCAUCCUCAAAGAAAGAGAGGAGAGGAAGCAGAGACGUUUACUGGAGGAGAGAGGUUUACUGCCUGAAAAUGAGUCAACGGUCGUGCAGGACACUGCAGAGGACGAACAGGGCAAUGCAAGUCUGAUAGGUCAGAAGGAGGACUUGGAUUCUCUUUUGGGAGGUAAUGAUCUGCUGCAAGUACGCACACAUGAAACAGAGAGAGGGGAGGCUGACAAUCAGCAAAACAUCCAGGCGGCUUCCAUCGCCACACCUGAUCGCCCCAAAAUCCACAGCAGGAAGUUCAGAGAGUACUGCAGCCAGAUGCUGAGCAAAGACGUGGACCAGUGCGUGACCUCGCUGCUGAGGGAGCUGGUUCGCUUCCAGGACCGCCUCUACCAGAAGGACCCUAUGAAGGCCCGCAUGAAGAGGCGGCUCGUCAUGGGCCUCCGAGAGGUCCUGAAGCAUCUCAAGCUCAGGAAGGUCAAGUGCGUCAUCAUCUCCCCCAACUGUGAGCGCGUCCAGGCCAAAGGAGGUCUGGAUGAGGCUCUUCACACCAUCAUCGACACUUGUCGGGACCAAGAGGUGCCCUUCAUCUUCGCCCUCUCCCGCAAAGCUUUGGGUCGCUGUGUCAAAAAGACGGUGCCCGUCAGCCUGGUGGGCAUCUUCAACUACGACGGCGCACAGGACUACUACCACAAGAUGAUAGAGUUGUCGUCCGAAGCCAGGCAAGCGUACGAGGCGAUGCUGGUGAGCGUGGAGCGGCAUGGCCAUGAAGAUCAGGACUCCGACUUCGAGGAGCAGAACACGGCCAAGCUGAGCGAGGCCGAGCAGUCGGAGCCAGAGUCAGAGGAGCCAGGAUACAGCCAAUUGUGGAGGAAACUUUUGGAGAAGGAUGGCAACUUUGAGUUGUUGAACUUCAACACGUGGCCGAUCUUCGCCCACUCGGACGGCGAAUGUAUCGAUGAUACCGAUGAAGACGAGAAGAGCUGACAGCGCCGACGGUGCGGUGAGGUCCCUCAGCUCAAAUGUUUACCGUAGAUCAAAUCAUCUGCAAACUUUCAGGGAUUAUCUUCAAAGAAAAAAACAGUAUUGGAUUUAAAGGAUGUCCAAACUUUGACAUUUGACCCCAGGAGGUCUCAUUGCUACAUUUUUUCAGCGCAUUUUCAACUACAUUUUCUCACUGCUAAUUUCUUUUGAAGAGACUUUUACUUGUGACUUUAUAGGACCAAGCCAAUCAUUUAAAGUAAUUCUAUAAUAUGAAUUUCCUUGCAUUUUUGCCUUUUGGUUGACUGCAGUAUUUCAGUUUGAGCCUUUGAAAUAGUGUGGGAUUUGUGUGUGUGUGUGUGUGUGUGUGUUGUUUUUUUUUUUUAAUGAUUCAACAAGAAGUAGCCAAGCUGUGAAGGUGUCAUCAUGAGAGCUCCUCAGGUGUGUGUCAAGCAGACUGGAGAUCUGUAGAAGCCGUGAUAAAACACUCUCACACUGGCUUAGCUUUAGUAAGAUCAUGUACAUUCAGUAACAGUCAUAAUUUGAAGGCAAUCAAACCACCUUGAUGACAUUUGUGGGUGAAAAAGACAAAGUGAUUAAAUAUAGAAUACAUUGGGAGGUAAAAAAAUAAAGAAUAAAAAAGCAAAUGAAUGAAAUUUUGAAAUACUGCUGAUUUAAAAAUUAAAAAAAAGUUAUAAUAUUGUGUUUUUAUGAAAUGGUUUUCAUAGCUUGGAUGAAUGUGUGAUACGGCAUUAGUGUGGGGAAAGGUCAAGUUAAAAUCAUUUUCAUUCUUUUUUUGUUUGCUUGUCACAAAUGCAAUUCAAACUGUGUUUAACUCCUUAUGUUGAAAGAACUAAAUGUGAAAUGAACAGCAAACUCGGAAACAAUCUGGCAUUGCGUUUGUUUUACUACCUGUGUCAAAGUUUUUCUGCUCAAAUUACGCAAACUGAAGAAACGGGAGAAUAUUGUUUUUUUUUGUGCCUCUUGACUGACGAAUACUACGAUUCAACACCACACCACUGCCCGCUACAACCAAAAGAAUAAACAUAAUGUUCAAUUAAUACUAGGAGUGUCACGAGAUCUUGCAAGAUUCAAAUGUGACCCGAGAGUUCUCAUUUGGAGAAAAGCUGUCUCCUGAAAAAAGGGCAGACAGAAGCCAAUCAGACUGAAUUAUGCAUGAUAAUACAGUAUAAUAUGGAAGUGGCAGUUCACGAGGUGGGAUUAGAACCGCACCUUAAGUGCUUCAACAGCUGCAGCGGUGUUAAUGUCCAAGCAGAACCUGUAGUAAGUAUACAUUUCAUCAGAGUUAAUUAAAACUUGUUAGAUCAAAACACGUCGAUGCUCGGACUUGUCUGCACCCUUAAUCGCCGUUACCAUUAAUCACCAUCAACAUUAGUGGUACUGUGGCAAAAAUAACUCUGCUUCAUAACAAACCUCAUACAUAGAGGAGAUGCUGACAAUAUAGCAACAUGGUUGAUAUAUUUAGCGUGCACAUUGAAAGUGAAAGACGGGAAGUGUUUCUUGCGUUGUUGGGUAAUUAUAUACAAGCGGUCAACAAAGGUGAAGUAUCCGCCACGCAGGCAAACAGAGCGGAACACCGCUUUUGUACCACCGUGCAAUGCAAUGCGGGUCUGAAAGCUGCAGAAACCCCUCCACAGUGCAACUGCAGGGACCAUCUGUGGAACUCAUUGCAGAAAUAAAAUUUUGAAAAAUGGAGCAAAAAGGCAUAAUGUAACUAGACAAAGCUAAAAUGUUGAGACUAAUCACCAAUACAAACAUUAAGUUUUUCUUAAAAUAUAUGUUUAACUUUUUAAAAUGAUAAACAUCAAAGGACAGCUGACAGCCCUGACUUAAAUAAACAAAGACAAGUAGAUAAGACAUUAAACAGUGCACAGUUGGUUGUGUUCGAUACAAGCUGGGAUUAUUAAAGCUGACAUUAUUAUUAUUAUAUAUUAUAACAGUGGUUCAUUUGGCCUCAAAAAUGUUGACAAUAUUAUCGUUUAGCAUCCAUUUGUGGGACAAUAAACAUUUCAAAA
Dunckerocampus dactyliophorus (ringed pipefish) is the source of this 4568-nucleotide messenger RNA. Its product is annotated as selenocysteine insertion sequence-binding protein 2-like. The transcript has 18 exons. Gene Ontology annotation, biological process: selenocysteine incorporation. NCBI's taxonomy places the organism in Eukaryota, Metazoa, Chordata, Actinopteri, Syngnathiformes, Syngnathidae. Bases 181 to 2538 code for a protein of 785 amino acids. The record is from RefSeq and is a predicted model, not a curated record. Gene Ontology annotation, cellular component: ribonucleoprotein complex. Gene Ontology annotation, molecular function: ribonucleoprotein complex binding; selenocysteine insertion sequence binding; mRNA 3'-UTR binding.